GGGCAAACAAAUUUAUAUUAGUUAAAUUUGAAUACACUGCUCAUAUUAUUUACAAUUUGGAAGGGUUUUUUGAAGUUCGUACCCGGAAUAUGCGGGUUCGCAGUUCGUCUGAUGUCUAUUUUACGCGAAGGAAAGCUAACUUAAGAUGUAAGACCUCCUAAACUCAAGUAAGUAACAAUCAUUUGCGACGACAACCGACUUAUUAGUGGUUUCAAAUGGUGUUGUGCGUUGCAGACGUGAAUUUUUCAAAUUUAAUCUUCACUAUUCAAACCGAUGGUCUCGGAAUUACUUCGUGGAUUAAAGGGGUUUGUUCCCGUUAUUGUCACAAGUUUAUUGUUGAGCUGUUAUGAAUGUGUUGUAAAUCAGACAUUCAAUAUGACCGAUUUCAGGUAAAACGUGAUGUUGGUGUGAACUCUCAUUUAAAAUUGCUUUUAUAUCAGUGUCUGGUGUUUUCCGAUCAGGGGCACCCAACGACUGUUUUCUGUAAAAUAUCUGUUCGGAGAAGCAAAUAUUACCUAGAAUUUUCUAUAACUUGAGGACGGCUAAAAAUGUAUUCAUGUAGAAUUUUCGACGAUUUUCCAAUAAAUUCACUACUGCGUCUAUUGUCUGAAGUUUAAUUUCACAUUUUACUCCCCACGUUAGGCUAUUUUCGUAGUAAAAAGGAAACCUAAAAUUUUCGGAUUCAAAAAUGCGAUGUAGAGAGGAAUUAGAAAAAUUCUCACUUUCGUAAUAAGACGUUAAAUUACACCUAAAAUUCUCGGGAAAGUACCACUGGAGCCCCAAUAAUUUCCAACAGACUCAAGUUGCCCUAUAGGAUGACCGAACAGAUACAAAUUUUAUAGCGCCGCUUAGAAUGCAUUUCUAGAGAUCUAAAAGUACUCUGGAUAGCCUAAAAGGUGUUUUCAAUGUAUGUAGGAGGAAACUGUCGUUGGGUGCCCCUGUCCGAUGCAAAGGAAAACAGCAGCUAAGGGCUACAGAUGAGAAAGGGAAAAUUGGCAACGCUCUGAAACAUGAAUCACAGUUUCUUUGUAAACAUAUAUUAUGAGCGAAUUGUUAUGUCUGGCUGAAUAAGGCUUGUUAACUCAGAAUGGUCUUGAUCUUAUAGAGUUUUAUAGGCAAAAUAAUAUUAAGUAACAUACGUGUAUGUUGAGAUUGAGACAUGAAGCCAGGGCAAAUAUUUUGUUUUUGACAUAGGUUAGCGAGAGUUCAGUCGCGAGUAGCCAAAACCUGCGGGUUUAUAUAAGCAGGCCUGUUAAAAUAACCAGAGGUCAUAAUUAACUCUUCGUGCUUUGGCUGCGUGACUGGAUGUUAAAAAUUGUUGUGGCUCCGUCGCGCGGGCCGUUCUUUCUCGCACUCAAUAGGGACAGCUACGAAAACGUCACUUACAAAUUGAAUUCAUGCUGCUUCAAACUUUAUCGCGCCUAUUCCAACUCGUUCAGUUCGUCAAAUGUUGGUGUUUUUUUCUGGAUUUGAAUUUUAAGAGACUGUAUCGAAGUUCAGGAAAGGAUAAAGAACGGUCAUUGUCUGUGUUCACGUGCUAAAUUUUAAAGCAUUUUCACGUCGUAUUCGUGCUUUACCAAGCGCCAGCUACGCAGGCCAUAGGUUUUGUUAUUAAACCUGGCAGCCUUUUAAGAUUGAAUACUUAAGAUCGGCUUUUGAAUCCUAUGCGGGGUGGUCAUUUUUUCUUAACUAAUACAGUCGAUGUAGUAAGCCAGGGAGCUGAGGGAGGAUACUUUGUGGUUUUUCAGCUCAUGCGUUUUCUUGACUUCGAAGAUCACCAAGGAUUAUCUCUUGAUCAGACUCUGUGGUAUGAAUUGCAUGGUACAGUUUCAGUGCUUUAAUAAGGACCAUAAGAAUGACAUAUCUUUCAAUAAUAGCUUUAAACUAAUGCUACAAAGGCAAUGCAAGCCAAUCGUGAGGUGGUAACGCAACCCCAUCCGAUGGCAUGCAACAUCCCCUGUAGCCUAUUACUAGGAAGUACCCCCUCCCCUCCACCAUCCAGGGGUUGGAGAUCUGCAACAGCAGGAGUUUGUAUCAAAAGUUAAAGUUCUACUGUUUUUUAAUUCAUCAACCCCGUUGGUAUUUGGUUUACAGAGAUCUACACGGGACUCAGCUUCUACAGUCACGCACGUCAUUAAUGAAUUCAGAACAUGCGACAAAACUUCGGUCUAUUUGUUCCCUCGUUAUCGGACGAGACGAAAAGCACUUUUACGUUUAACUGAUAGAAACACGAUUAUAUUGGUUGCAGGAAUCGGCUGUACUAUACCAUGCAACUCAACAUGGACGCCAGGAACCAUUUCGCCAUGAGGGCUCGAAUUGAGAUGCACCAAGGGAAUUAUCAAGAAGCCUUGCGAUUUCUAUCCAUGGCUCUUAAUCAAAUACCUCCCUUCCUUGGCAAAGUUGCCGCUCCUCUUCUUGCUGAUCGAGCAGAGUGCUUUUGGCAGCUGGGUCAUGCUGGAAAAGCAGUGCAGGAGAUGAUGAAUGCCAGAGACGCUGGAUUACCUGCUUACGGCGAGAACUCAGAGGUAGCUUUUGUAUUUUUACUGUACCAGCGUUGUUUCUUCUUUGAUUGA
Messenger RNA from Porites lobata, 2573 nucleotides. Lineage: Eukaryota; Metazoa; Cnidaria; Anthozoa; Scleractinia; Poritidae. The record is from the annotation of a GenBank genome assembly.